Elgaria multicarinata webbii is the source of this 2505-nucleotide messenger RNA. RefSeq names its product cytochrome P450 2B11-like. Gene Ontology annotation, cellular component: cytoplasm; intracellular membrane-bounded organelle. The coding region runs from base 1 to 2490 and encodes 829 amino acids. Gene Ontology annotation, biological process: xenobiotic metabolic process; epoxygenase P450 pathway. Lineage: Eukaryota; Metazoa; Chordata; Lepidosauria; Squamata; Anguidae. The transcript is spliced from 15 exons. Gene Ontology annotation, molecular function: heme binding; oxidoreductase activity, acting on paired donors, with incorporation or reduction of molecular oxygen, reduced flavin or flavoprotein as one donor, and incorporation of one atom of oxygen; arachidonate epoxygenase activity. The record is from RefSeq and is a predicted model, not a curated record.
AUGGCUCUGCCCGCCUUGCUGCUCCUCUGCCUGGCCCUGCUGCUCGCCCUGGCCCGGCGCAGGCGCGCCCAGGCGGCGGCCCCGCUGCCCCCCGGGCCGCCCCCGCUGCCUCUGCUGGGCAACUUGCUCCACGUCGACGGCUGGGACAUCAUCCCGACCUUCCGCCGGCUCCAGGAGAAGUACGGGCCGGUGUUCACCUUCUACAUGGGGCCCCGGCCAACCGUGGUGCUGUGCGGCUACGAAGCCAUGAAGGAAGCAUUCACAGAUAAUGCCGAAGCGUUUGGCGGGAGAGCUCCGAUACAGGCCCUGGGCGAUACCAUUUCCAAGUACGGAGUGGUCAGCACCAAUGGGGAGCGCUGGAAGCAGCUCCGUCGCUUCACUCUCACCACCCUGAGGAACUUCGGGAUGGGGAAGAGAUCCAUCGAGGAGCGGAUCCAGGAGGAGGCCCGGUUCCUGGUGGAAGCGCUGCAGGAGACGCAAGGGCAUCCCUUUGACCCUACCUUUUACCUCAGUCAUGCCGUCUCCAACAUCAUCUGUUCUAUUGUGUUUGGCAACCGGUUUGAAUAUGAGGACAAGAACUUCACCACUUUGCUUGAGCUGAUCAAUACAUCUUUCCGGCUCAUGUCAUCCCCCGGGAUGCAGAUCUUUAAUGCUUUCCCGUGUUUGAAGCGGAUCUUUCCCAGUCCCCAUCGCAGACUAUCCAAAUGCUUCGAUGACAUCAUCAGCUUCGUCCUGCAGAGGGUCCAGAUGCACCGCGAGUCGUUCGAUCCAAAUUGCCCUCGAGACUUUAUUGACUCUUUCCUCGCCAAAAUGGAGCAGGAGAAAGAGAACCCGGUUUCUGAAUUCCAUGACAUGAACCUGGCUAUUACGGUUUUCAACCUAUUCUUUGCAGGGACGGAGACGGUCAGCAUCACCCUCCGAUAUGGGCUUCUCAUCCUCCUCCGGCACCCAGAGAUAGAAGCAAAGGUCCAAGAGGAGAUUGACCGGGUCAUCGGGAGGAACCGGAGCCCCUGCAUGGAGGACCGGAUCAAGAUGCCCUACACAGAUGCGGUUGUCCAUGAGAUCCAGCGGUUUGGGGACAUACUUCCUGUGGUGACUUCUCACUUAAUGACCCGUGACACCACAUUUCGGGGAUACAGCCUUCCCAAGGACACUGUGGUUGGGGUUUUCUUGACGUCUGUCCUGCAGGACCCUCAGUACUUUGAGACACCCAAGAAGUUCAAUCCUGGGCACUUCCUGGAUGAAAACGGGGCCUUCAAGAAGAGCGAGGCAUUCCUGCCGUUUUCAUCAGGUGACACACCUGGGGGUUUUUUCUUCAAAAAUGGGAUGUGUGCUUUGUCUUCUCUAGGCCUCUUUUCUAGCAACGGGGAGACCUGGAGGCAGCUCCGUCGCUUCGCCCUCACCACUCUACGGAACUUCGGGAUGGGGAAGCGGUCCAUCGAGGAGCGGGUCCAGGAGGAGAUCCAGUUCCUGAUGGAGGAAUGCAGGAAUACUCAAGGGUCACCCUUUGAUCCAACCUUUGUCCUACGCCGCUCUGUCUCCAAUGUCAUUUGUUCUGUGGUCUUUGGGGAGCGCUUUCGGUAUGACGAUAAGGAUUUUCAGACCCUUCUGGAUCUCAUCCAAGAGAACUUCCGGCGGGUGGAUACUGUUUGGGUACAGUUCUAUGGCCUCUUCCCUCAAAUCUUGAAGCACCUUCCUGGUCCACACAACAGGCUCUUUGAGAACUACGCGGAACAAAAACGUUUCGCAGCCAGGAUGGUCCAGAAACACGAGGACACUUUGGACCCAGACUCUCCUGGGGAUUACAUCGACACCUUCCUCAUCCGGAUGCGGCAGGACAGUGGGAAUCCCAGCAGCGAAUUCCACAAAGAAAACCUCAUUACCUCUGCACUGGACUUGUUCUUUGCGGGGACUGAAACCAUCAGCAGCACCCUGAGAUACGGCUUCCUGAUUCUCUUGAAGUACCCCCAAAUCACUGAGAGAAUCCAAGAGGAGAUAGACCAAAUAGUUGGGCAGAACCGGGCCCCGUCAAUGGAAGACAGGGUGAUGAUGCCGUAUACAGAUGCUGUGAUUCACGAGAUCCAGAGAUUCAUUGACAUUAAUCCACUUGGCAUACCCCAUUCUGUCACACGUGACACAGAGUUUGCAGGAUACACAAUUCCUAAGGGUACAUUUGUGUUUCCAUUGCUAAACUCCGUGUUGCACGACCCCAUCCAGUUCGAAGCCCCAGAGACCUUUGACCCAGGGCACUUCCUAGAUGAGAAGGGCAAGUUUAAGAAAUCUGCUGCUUUCAUGCCAUUUUCUGCAGGGAAACGCUCCUGCCCCGGAGAAGGCCUGGCUCGGAUGGAGCUCUUCCUCUACCUCAGCACUGUACUGCAGAACUUUGCCCUGGCCUCCCCCGCGGGCUGUGAGGAGAUCGACAUCACCCCAGAGUACAGCGGCUUUGGGAAAGCCUCGCGCCAGUACCAGCUGUGCCUCCUUCCUCGCUGAUACCUCAGGCCCACU